This is a messenger RNA of Dermacentor andersoni, 2039 nucleotides long. Its product is annotated as annexin A4-like. The record is from RefSeq and is a predicted model, not a curated record. Lineage: Eukaryota; Metazoa; Arthropoda; Arachnida; Ixodida; Ixodidae. Gene Ontology annotation, molecular function: calcium-dependent phospholipid binding; calcium ion binding; phosphatidylserine binding. Gene Ontology annotation, cellular component: nucleus; plasma membrane; vesicle membrane. Gene Ontology annotation, biological process: endosome transport via multivesicular body sorting pathway.
CCAGACGCGGCGUAGUAGAAGAAGAAUUUGGCCUCAACCUAUUCGCCGGCCACCGGUGGCAAAAUUUCUCCCUGGUCCUCCACGGCUCUUAAGCGGCACCACUGGAGAGAUGAGCUACCCUGGUAGCAACCCGCCUCAGGAUGGCUACCCCCCAUCGCGGCCUGGGGGCAGCUAUGCCAGCGGCUCUAGUACUUACUCCCCACCAUCUAGCGUAAGAGCCCCGGGUUACCCCUCAUCCCCAGAAGUCGGAUACGCUUCACCAGGAGGCUACGGGCAAAGUUCAGUCGGCGGUAUGCCACAACCGGGCGGUAUGCCACAACCCGGAGGCAUGCUGGAGCAGUAUGACGGCUAUCCGCCCUACGGCCAAUCGUCGAGUGACCGUUCAGCGUACGGGCAACGUUCGGGCGGGGGUAUGCCGCAGCCCGGAGGCAUGCCCCAGCCGGACGGCGGCUAUCCGCCCUACGGCCAAUCGUCGAGUGACCGUUCACCGUACGGGCAACGUUCGGGCGGGGGUAUGCCGCAGCCCGGAGGCAUGCCCGAGCCGGACGGCGGCUAUCCACCGUACGGGCAACUUUCACCACCACUACCGCCACUGUGUGGAGCCCAGCCGAUGCGGCGUUCGUCUGGCGAAUACGGCACGCUGCCGUACAGAUCAACGCCAGCAUCCAGCCCAUAUCCUCCAGCUCCCCAAGGCAGCUACGGUGGACAAGGGGGCCGCUACGGCACUGACAGAGACCUCGGUUACGGCGGUGGGCGGGAAAGUGGCUACGCCAUCGAUCGGGUUAGUGGAUAUGGCAGCGAGAGAGGCGGCAAUUACGAUGGUGGCCAGGGUUGUAGCUAUGGUGGAGCCAGCACAAGUUACGACCGAGGACGGUCUUCCAGCUACAACGCAAGAUCCGGCUUGACGGGAGGCGGCUACAGAUACUGCCAAGGAACGCUGAGGCCGUACCCAAACUUCGAUGCAAGGAAGGACGCUCAGGCACUGAGGAAGGCGAUGAAAGGAUGGGGCACUGACGAAGACACCCUUAUCAAUAUCCUAUGCUCACGGCCAUCAUCCCAGAGGCUUGAGAUUGUCAGCACAUACAAGCAGAUGUUAGGCCGAGACCUGGUCAAUGACAUCAAAUCUGAGCUUUCCGGAAAUUUCAAGUCGGUAAUGGUGGGCCUGCUGUUCCCGAUGCACGAGUACCUGGCCCGCGAGCUGCGCAGCGCCAUGAAGGGUAUCGGCACCGACGAGGACUGCCUCGUGGAGAUCCUGUGCACGCGAAGCAACGACGAUAUCAGGAGGAUCAAAGAGUGCUUCCACCAGGUUUUCGGGAGAGAUCUCGAGGCGGACAUCAGAAGUGAAACGUCGGGCCACUUCCGAAGACUCUUGGUCUCCAUGUGCAACGCGAAUCGCGAGGAAGACGUCACUCCGGACCCCGGCAGAGCGAGGAACGACGCUCACCUCUUGCAGCAAGCGGGCAUCCAGCGCUGGGGCACCGAUGAGUCGAUGUUCAACCAGAUCCUGGCUAGCCAGAGCUACGAACAGCUGCUACUCGUAUUUCGCGAGUACAACGUCCUUACGAACCAGACCAUCAUCGAGUCCAUCUCGAAGGAGAUGAGCGGAGAUCUGCGCAGGGGCUUGCUCGCCAUAGUGAAGUGCGUCUACAACAUCCCGUCCUAUUUCGCCGAGAAGCUCUACAAGACAAUGAAAGGCCUCGGAACCAGCGACAAGGCGCUCAUUAGGAUAGUCGUGUCCCGGUGUGAAGUUGACAUGGUCCAAAUCAAGGAGGAGUUCACCAGAAACUACAAGUCGCCGCUGGACAGCUUCAUAAGGAGUGACACCUCGGGAGACUACAGGAAAGCGCUUCUUGCCCUCGUCAAUGGAAACUGAUUGCAUAACGUUCGUACCAGGAAUCUGCGGAGAAUCCGGUGUCUUCGUGUGGCAACAGGCUACGCCAGCGCAUUGGGAACGCUAAAAUUUUAACUUUAAAGAGCAUAUUUGUGCGAUGCAGUAGCACAAAAAGCAGCCCUUGAAGAAAAUGGCGGUAGACCUUAAU